Microdochium trichocladiopsis is the source of this 1806-nucleotide messenger RNA. RefSeq names its product major facilitator superfamily transporter. The transcript is spliced from 3 exons. Gene Ontology annotation, biological process: transmembrane transport. The coding region runs from base 71 to 1618 and encodes 515 amino acids. Gene Ontology annotation, molecular function: transmembrane transporter activity. Gene Ontology annotation, cellular component: membrane. Lineage: Eukaryota; Fungi; Ascomycota; Sordariomycetes; Xylariales; Microdochiaceae. The record is from RefSeq and is a predicted model, not a curated record.
AGUUGCGUCCGCGUGAAAACCUCCGCGUGAAAACACCAAAGUCUCCAUCGCGAAUCACCCAGAGAUCGACAUGGGCUCCCCAACAGAGAAGCAGGAUGCUGCUAUUGCCGACAAGCUCGAUGUUGACGACGGCGAACUUGCCGAAGUCGCCGAGCUCGACGAGGCGGAGCAGUUCCUCCGGCAGAACAAUAUCAGCAACGACUAUGUUCACGAGCUCGUUAAUGAUGAGGCUGCCUGUAAAGCACUCGUCCGCAAGGUCGACCUCGUCGUUCUUCCGCUCCUGGCAGUGACUUACCUCUGUCAGUACGUCGACAAACAGGCGUUAUCUUACGCCGCCGUGUUCGACCUGUUCACCGACGCGAACAUCAACCAAACCCAGUACAGCUGGUUUGCCAGCAUUUUUUACAUUGCAUACGGUCUAUUCGAAUACCCAAUUUUAGCAUUGGCACAACGUACACGCAUGGCCAAGGUCGUCUCUGGCUGUGUUGUGGCCUGGGGCUCAGUGUUGAUGCUGACUGCCGCUUGCACGAAUUUUGGUGGUCUUCUGGCCUGCCGGUUCCUUCUCGGUGUCUUCGAGGCGGCUAUUACACCCUGCUUCAUGAUGAUUGUGGGCAUGUGGUACACGCGAAAAGAGCAGCCAUUCAGAGCUGGGGUCUUCUAUUGUUUUAACGGAUUUGGCUCAAUGGUUGGCGGCAUCCUCACGUACGGCAUCGGUCAGAUCAAGUCGUUCCCAGUUUGGAAGGCCAUCUUCCUCCUCUGUGGCGGUCUCACGGUCGUUUGGGGUAUUGUGCUGUUCAUAUUCCUCCCGGACAACAUCAUCACAGCAAAGCGCUUCACUAUCGAAGAAAAAGCUACACUGAUCGGACGCGGAAGGCUUGGCCGGACUGGUAUCCUCAGCCACAAGAUUAAAUGGGAUCAGAUCCGGGAAGCUUUAUUGGAUCCGCAGGUCUGGCUUCUUACACUCUUUAUGCUUCUGAACGAAGUAAUCAACGGUGGCAUCUCCAACUUUGGCAAGCUCAUCAUCAAGGGCCUCGUCAAAGAUCCGCUGCAGACGACUGCACUCGGAAUCCCCCAGGGUGCAUUUCAAGUGGUUUUCAUCUUAAGCGGCACCUACAUCGCCUCUAGGUUCAAGAACGCCCGGACUAUUGUCAUGAUGCUCUACAUGAUCCCAACGAUCAUCGGUGUUUGCCUCGUGUGGAAGCUGGACCGCGUCAAUAACAAAGUUGGCGUCCUCAUUGGAUACUACAUCUGUGGCAGCUUCGUGUCUGCGCUCGUUGUGGCUCUCCAGAUGCCAGCCUCCAACCUGGGUGGUUACACGAAGCGCGUGACUGGUACAGCCAUCGUCUUCGCAGCCUACUGCAUUGGCAACAUCAUCGGCCCGCACGCCUUCCUUGAGUCGGAGUCACCACUGUAUCCCACGGGCUGCAAGGUCGUCCUGAGCUGCGCCGCCGGCCAGGCGGUCGUGGCCCUCUGCCUCCGGCUAUUGCUCAUCCGCAGGAACAAGCAGAGGGAUGCGGCUGCCACUGCUGCGGGCGAGGAUCCCGCGGCUUCAGCUGUAGAUGAGGCUGCCUCCGAUCUUACGGAUCUCCAGAAUCCCAAGUUCCGCUAUGUCCUUUAACUGAUAAUCCUAACAUAAUUCGCUCGGGAGUCGUUCUGGUCAUCAACUAGCCUAUACAAUGCAUUACUUUUCUCGGAUGUUGAGGUGUUCUUAUGCACCACCUGCGGCUCAAUGAGUCUGGGAAACCUCUGAGUGAUGAAAUAGCGUAGACCAAUGGCUGAACGCAGUGCCGGCCACACUCUGACCCU